GUGACGUCACGGUGACUCCGUCCACUUCUUACAUUCAGUGUAUCGCUAUAGUGUAAUAUCUAUAAACAUGGCGUUAGAAACCCCAAGCAGCCAUGUUUUGUAGCUAUAACGUUAAUCUAUAACUUAUUACUAUAUUAACAGACCUGUUACUACUGGCCGACUCCUUUUCACGAUAUUCGCAUCACUUUGCAUAUUUCAGCCCUUUUUAUUGAGCUGCGUAUUUAUUUCUGGGUUGUGUUUUGUGUUUCUUUGUGUGUCGAUACUUGUAAAAUGAUUCUUGUGUUGGUGCUUUAAGACUGGCAGCACGUCAAAAAUCCAUCAGGAACUAUUUCACUGGCAAAUGAGUCGUCGUCACCCGACAACAAUGUCAGGAAACUGGUUUGACCACAGCUGCAGCUCUCAAAUGUUCACGUCUGAUUGAGGAUGCCUCUGUCAUUAACGGGACAAAGGUUGAAUUAAAGUCAUCUCAGCCAAACCUAAAGCUGACAUUUCAUAAACCUUGUUCCUGUACUGAGGAUAGUUGGGUUCCACAAAACGUUAUAAAGAUGAAUAUUACAGCGAGUGUUAGGAAAGACAAUGCAGAUAUGGUCCUGAUAUGUUGUUAUAAAUGACUUACGCUGUUUUACAUUAGAUGUGGGCCACCUUCCCUCCGCUAAAAUCUUAAAAAAUGUAAUCCUCUUUCAAUAAAAACAUAACCAUUAGGGGAAAAAGGAGUUGUUAUCCCACACAGCGAAUGCCUUUUCAUUGAAUGAAUGUGGCCGUUGGUUUGGCCGCCGUCUACCAAACAAUCUCCGGAAGGGAAAUCCUGGACUUAACAAAACUCCCGAUGACGUUUUAGGAAACAAGUAACCUUAACCUUCGUAACCGUUCCCAAAAGAAGGAACACAUGAGAACGGUGUGUCCGUCUUUUGAUAUUUAAAUAUUAGAAUAUACCUUUCUCUUCUGAAUUUUAUAUAACGCUGUUAUUGCAUGAUCACACUAACGCUCUGACUAAUAAACCCAGCACUUGUUGACUGAAGCUUGUUCAUCGUGUGUUUUAAGAACAGUGCGCUGCGGCUCGGCCUUGGCAGCUGGACAUUCGUGUUUAGACGAACGCCCACAUCUUCUCUUCCUGUCGUUUAUUUCUUCCAGUCAUAAAUUAGGUUUAUCUGAAGUCGGUGUUCAUCAUACUUCACGUCCUCGGACUGCCUCACUCCGGUACAUCGUGCUCUCACUCUGCUCUCACUUCAUCUCCUCGCAUGUCUUCAUGUGCUCUUGUGUUUCAUCUUCUUUAUUUUAAAUAAGAAAAAGGAUAAAAUCAAUAUUCCACAUUUUUUUACGACGAUGUGUUUAUUUCUCGUGUCGUGGAAUAAUGUUUGGUAUCGGCAGGAAAAUGAAUUAUUUACUUUGGAAGUGUUUGUUUAUCAAAAACUAAAUGUAGUUACUGUCUUUUCCCGGUGCUUUCUGUUUCAUCUUGAGGUCUUCAUCAUUACUUUACAUCUUUAAACAGCUUUCAGAGGAAUGAAAGACGCGUCGCCUUCACUCACUCAGUGCUGCAUCAGGGCGACUCAUUUCAUCUUUACUCAAGGUCUACUUACUAGCUUUUUGUAGGACUUUCAACCACAUCCCAUGGUCUUCAUCAUUGGAUGUUCAUCACGUUUGAUGCAGUGAUGUGUAUUUACAUGCAUUUACAUUUUUUGAAAAAAAAGAAAUGAAAGUUAUGAAAGAUGUGCCGUAUUGGCCAUGGUCGCUGAUUUGAAAAGAUAAUCUGGACUCAAGGUCUACUUACUUGCUUUUUUUCCAGAGCUAACAGCUGCAGCUCACGUUCUUCUUUCACUAAAGUCACCGCACCUUCGCAGAUGUCGGUGAACUCGUCAUCUCAGCUCCGUGUUGUUUGUCUCAAGUGUUAAGAAUGUUGAUGAGUCAGAGGCAGAGCACUUCAGUUUUGCCCUGCGUACUUUUAUAAGCAUGAUUGAUUUUGUAUUUGUUUUGUUUGCUUCCCUUUGGGUGUGUGUGUGUGUGUGUGUGUGUGUGUGUGUGUGUGUGUGACUCAUUGGCCCUGAGUUUCCUGUUCCUUGAAAUGAUUAAACUAAUGAAAGAGACAGAGAGGAGGCCACGCCCUUUUGAAGGUAAAGCUGCUGUCCUGUUUGGUUUUGCAUGAGAGUCGAAUGACCUUUUGGUUCGUCUGCGCCGUCACGUUUACAUUCCCAGCAGGGAAAUACCGUUUUUAAAAUUCAACGCUUUAUUCAGGACCAUGUGAGGAGGAGAUGGAGGUUCAUGAUGGAGCUCCUGACCUGACAGAACGAAGAGGAGACCAAGGCUCAUCACAGGCGGUGCUGAACGGUGAGGAGGGUUUGGAUGAUGAGGAGAGAACAAGGAGGAGAGCCGAGAGGAGGAGAGCUAAAAGGAAAAGGCAGAAAGAACGGAAGAAGCUGGAGAGAGAGGAGAGGAUGGAGGACGCGUCUGAGCAGGAAGAGGAAGCCACUGGAGCGGUGUCAGAGAGUGACAGUGAGGAGGAUUUGAAAGAGGAGGAGGAGGAAUGGACCGCCGUUCGUCACAGAAACAAAUGCAUCACCGAGUCGGUCCCCGCCGGUGUGACGACGGGGAACAAGAGCAACGGCCUGCCGCCACACAGGACCUCGGACGAGGUGGGUGGAAGCCAUCAUUCAGUCCUUCAAAAUAAAAUAAGCAAUGAAACAGAGGGAGCGAGGAAAACAGCGCUAACCCUCCUGCACUGUGUUUUCUGAACAUCCUGUUGAAGCCUUUUAUGAGUGAGACACCAAACCAAACUUGGUCAGAUGCUCCUCGUAAAAUAUAAUUGCUUUGACGUUUGCUUUGGCAAAAUGACA
Anarrhichthys ocellatus (wolf-eel) is the source of this 2828-nucleotide messenger RNA. RefSeq names its product DDRGK domain-containing protein 1-like. NCBI's taxonomy places the organism in Eukaryota, Metazoa, Chordata, Actinopteri, Perciformes, Anarhichadidae. The record is from RefSeq and is a predicted model, not a curated record. The transcript is spliced from 5 exons. Bases 2247 to 2726 code for a protein of 159 amino acids.